AUGAAGUGGAUCACAAAGAAAUUCUACACCAAUUUUUUCGCUCGUCAACCCAUGUCAAACCUCGUUAUUCCCACUGUAGAAGUACCAUCAUGGAUUCCGCCUGUUGAAGUAGGCGCCGCAAUCCGGACCAUGAAGGCUGCCACGACUCCGGGACCGGAUCAUGUUUCUAUCGACCUCUUACGAGCUGGAGGACAUUGCCCACACGAGAUACUUGCAAAGCAUCUA
Messenger RNA from Strongylus vulgaris, 225 nucleotides. The record is from the annotation of a GenBank genome assembly. Lineage: Eukaryota; Metazoa; Nematoda; Chromadorea; Rhabditida; Strongylidae.